Messenger RNA from Bactrocera oleae (olive fruit fly), 2516 nucleotides. It is a transcript of the gene Cdc6, whose product is annotated as Cell division cycle 6. Gene Ontology annotation, molecular function: DNA replication origin binding; ATP hydrolysis activity. Gene Ontology annotation, cellular component: nucleus. The record is from RefSeq and is a predicted model, not a curated record. Gene Ontology annotation, biological process: mitotic DNA replication checkpoint signaling; DNA replication initiation; cell division. NCBI's taxonomy places the organism in Eukaryota, Metazoa, Arthropoda, Insecta, Diptera, Tephritidae.
UCAUAUCUCAGUUUUUCACAAUCACCAUACUCUCACUACAUUCCUUUAUAUUUAAACUUCUGCUUCUCAUUUUAUAUUUAUAAUAUCUUACGUAAUGCCAACUGACUACAUAUUUCUUUGGUGUUUUUAAUUUAGUUUUGGAAAAGCACUAGUAGAGAAAAAUAACAGUUUACGUGAUAUUGGUUCAGAUAAUAUUAAUCCCUUACUCAUUCUCUAACACAAUAGCGGUAAGACAUUACAUAUUUAUUUGUGUAUGGUAUAACGAUUAUAUUUUUGCAUAACCUGAUACGCCCUGUGCGGAGUGAAAUGACAACAACCCAGACAGCUGUAUCAUAUGACAGCUGUCAUGCAGUUUUUUGUUUGGCGCCAUUUGAUUUGAAGCAUUAUUAAUCACUCUGCAUUUUUAUUAUAAUUAUUGAAUAAAAGAUUUAAAACUGCUUUUUUAAAAUUCAUUUGUUUCGUAAAAUAUUUUAUAAACUAUGACCACAGUGCGUCGAUCAACAAGACUGAGCAGUGUUGGUAGAUCAACACAUACACCAUCAGCUGCAAGCAUACAAACACCAUCGCGACGUUCUGAAGUUUGGCGUAGACGCCAACCAAAGCAUUGUACAACAAGUGACGAGGAAGAAGAAAGCUCUUUGAACAAAUCCCCAACGUUAGCAGAAAUAGAUAAAGAAAAUACUAAAACUACCAACAUUAUGAGUAAAUCCAAAGGUAAAACACAGGCAAAAGUCAAAGAAUUAAAUGAUGAUCGGGAACCUAAAACACCACGUCGUGUGAAGGCAAUACGUACUUCAACUUCCAGCAACAGAACGCCACGAGCAAAAAAACGUAGUAAUCAAGAGCAAAAUGAUCAAAGUGAAGACGAACAUGAUGUACCAGACUCUGAACAAAAUGUAUCUCCACCAAAGUUAGCCCGUUGGAAACACAAAACUGAGUUGAUCAGCCCUUCUAGGUUAAUUGAUAGAUUAAGUAUUGACGAGCGUAAGCAAAACGACAGCGAUGAAGAAGAUCAUCAGACGCCCACAAAAAGAGAAGAAAAAGAAACUCAAAUAACACCUACACUUAACAAAUACCAAAGUGCGCGACGUGUGCUAAAUAGUGCAGAAACGCAAUAUUUACCGGGACGCGAACAACAGCUGCAAGAGUUAAGAGAUUUUUUUCAAGUACAUUUACAGGAACAACGUUCCGGUAGUUUGUAUGUUUCAGGUCAACCAGGUACGGGUAAAACUGCUUGCCUUUCAUUGCUUUUGAGGUCGCCUGAGUUAUCAAAACAAUUGCAAUGUGUUUACAUAAAUUGUACGUCAAUUGCUAGUAUAAACGGUGUAUAUAAGAAGCUAUGUGCCGAGCUCAAGUUACAUCCUACUGGACGAACUGAACGUGAUUAUCAAGCAGCUGUGCAGCAACACUUACCUACAGCGCGUCGCAUGUUACUUAUUGUUUUAGAUGAAAUCGAUCAACUUUGCAGUACAAAACAAUCAGUGCUUUACACCAUUUUUGAAUGGCCUUCAUUACCCGGGGCCCGCUUGCUUUUGGUGGGCAUUGCCAAUAGUCUAGAUCUCACCGAACGCACACUGAUGCGUCUUAAUGCCCGUUGUGAAUUAAAGCCACAGCAUAUGCAUUUUCCACCAUAUACAAAACAACAAAUUGUAGAAAUAUUUCGUGCACGCCUAGAAGAAGCUGGCGUGCUGGAAGUUUUUCCACCUGUUACAUUGCAACUUUUGGCAGCUAAAGUCAGUGCUGUGAGUGGGGAUGUACGGCGCGCAUUGGAUAUAGGCAGAAGAGUGGCCGAAAUAGCUGAACAACAGAUGAAGUUAGGGCAGAAACAAGUCAAGCUUGAUGAUUUGGCUUUGGGAGACAAUACUAAAGAAGUUGUUUUAAAACCUGUGCAAGUGACACAAGUCGCUGAGGUGUUAAAUAAAGUAUAUGGUGUUUCACAGAAUUUACAAGAAGACAUAGAAGACUCGUUUCCACUGCAGCAAAAGAUUGUGUUAUGCAGCCUAAUGUUGAUGCUACGAAAAGAACGUAAUAAAGACAUAACAAUGGGACGAUUGCACGAAAUAUACCGACGCGUAUGUGUUAAACGUAACAUACAUGCUUUGGAUCAAGCCGAAUUUGCCGGACUAGUUGACUUAAUUGAGACACGUGGCAUACUACGAAUCAUACGUAAGAAAGAACCGCGCCUAUGCAAAGUAGUGCUGCAAUGGGACGAAGAGGAAGUGAAUGGCGCUUUGAAGGACAAACAGUUGAUUGCUUCAAUAUUGGACGACACCGCCUGCCUAGGGAAUAAAUAGCACGGCCUUGCUCUAAAUGGUGGUGUAUAAUAAAAUCAAAAUAAGACACAAAUAUUUAUUGAAAAAAACUUUAAAUCAAAUUAAUUUUAAUAUGAGCUUUGUUAUGCAUAUAUUUAUUAGUUAUAAUAAAAAACCUUCAUAUUGACAAUACAGUUUACAGUGCAUACAUUUUGUAGGUUACGUUUUUUUCAAAUACGCCGGCGAGAGAAAUCGAAUAUGAAA